AGCGGAAGUGAAGAGACGGCUCAAUUGCCAGCGCUCUACGGAAUCGUUGUACCCGCGUGUCGGAGGUUUAUUUGAACGGCGGCAUUAUGAGCCUCUUAAAUAAGCCCAAGAGUGAGAUGACUCCAGAGGAGUUGCAGAAGCGGGAAGAGGAAGAAUUCAACACAGGGCCCCUUUCUGUCCUCACACAGUCUGUCAAAAACAACACUCAGGUGCUGAUCAAUUGUCGUAAUAACAAGAAGCUUCUGGGUCGUGUCAAGGCCUUCGACCGACACUGCAACAUGGUGUUGGAGAAUGUCAAGGAGAUGUGGACAGAGGUGCCGAAGAGUGGGAAAGGCAAGAAGAAGUCAAAGCCUGUCAACAAGGAUCGUUACAUCUCCAAGAUGUUCUUGCGUGGAGAUUCAGUCAUUGUGGUGCUGAGGAACCCCCUUAUUGCUGGCAAGUAACAAGCUAUCCAAAGUUGCACCCUUGAACAUGGAAGCUCCAGAACCAAGCUGUUUGGGGGACACCUACCGGAGACUGGUUUAGUUUCAGCCAUCGGAUCAUCCACUCAGCUGCACCUUCUGUAACUAGUUGUCAUGUACUGAAUAUUUUGUUUACCGAGAGUCCCAGGUUGCUGAAUUUCUCAUGUCCAAGAGCUGAUGUGGGGAUGUCUCACUCUCGAAUAACUCCUUGCUGCGUUAUUGUAUGUGAUGUGCUGAUUUUUCCCCCUUUUGCAAUAAACAUUUUGUUAAAUUC
Molecule: messenger RNA, 735 nt
Organism: Eublepharis macularius
Lineage: Eukaryota; Metazoa; Chordata; Lepidosauria; Squamata; Eublepharidae
Gene: SNRPD2
Product: small nuclear ribonucleoprotein D2 polypeptide
Exons: 3
Coding region: 87-443 (118 amino acids)
Biological process (GO): RNA splicing; spliceosomal snRNP assembly
Cellular component (GO): U4/U6 x U5 tri-snRNP complex; precatalytic spliceosome; catalytic step 2 spliceosome
Molecular function (GO): RNA binding
Source: RefSeq, a predicted model, not a curated record